ACUCUCACUUCUCCAGAUGCACUUCUCGUCCUGGUUAGUUUUCUGAUCAGAUUGAUUUAUUUCUACUUUCUGCCCUUCAUCUUCUUCUCUCCCCCACCCCCACCCACCCCCACUCUUAUUCCCUGCUGAUCAUUCUUCUUAUUUUCUCUUGGGUGGGUGGAUGGGGGGGGACAUAUAACAAUUCUUAAUUCUCUGCAUAACUAUAUACAGACCGAGCCAACAGGGGAAAGGUAAGAGAGGGAGCAAGCAGCAGCAGCAGCCGCCGCGGCAGAAGCAGAGCCAGGGCCGGUGACCCCCUCGCCCCCUCCCUGCUCCUGUGCACGCCUAAGCCAUGUCUUAUCCUCAGGGUUACCUCUACCAGCCCCCCGGUUCUCUGGCUCUUUAUUCUUGCCCAGCUUACGGGGCUUCGGCGCUGGCGGCGCCAAGGAGCGAGGAGCUGGCCAGGUCUUCUUCAGGCUCGGCGUUCAGUCCGUACCCUGGAUCUGCGGCUUUCACCGCGCAGGCUGCGACCGGCUUCACCAGCCCACUUCAGUACUCUACAGACCCCGCCACGGGAUUCCCUUCCUACAUGGGCUCACCUUAUGAUGCUCAUACGACAGGCAUGACGGGGGCUAUCAGCUACCAUCCUUAUGGCAGUCCCGCUUAUCCUUAUCAGCUGAAUGACCCGGCUUACAGAAAAAAUGCCACCCGAGAUGCCACCGCCACCCUGAAGGCCUGGCUGCAAGAGCAUCGCAAAAACCCUUACCCCACUAAAGGGGAGAAGAUUAUGCUGGCCAUCAUCACCAAGAUGACCCUCACCCAAGUUUCCACCUGGUUCGCCAACGCCCGCCGGAGACUCAAGAAGGAGAAUAAGAUGACCUGGGCUCCCCGGAACAAAAGCGAAGACGAGGACGAAGACGAAGGGGACGGGGCCAGAAGUAAAGAAGAAAAUUCAGACAAGGUGCAGGAGAGCAACGAAACGUCAGCUGAGGACGAAGGGAUCAGCUUGCACGUCGAUUCGCUUACAGACCACUCCUGUUCAGCCGAGUCAGACGGAGAGAAGUUGCCCUGCAGGGCAGGAGACACCCUGUGCGAGUCGGGCUCCGAGUCGAAGGACAAGUACGAUGACAUCGAGGAUGACGACGAGGAGGACGAGGAAGGGGACCGAGACCUCCCCCCGACGAAGCCGGUGACCUCCUCGCCCCUCACGGGCGUGGAAGCUCCUCUCUUGAGCCACCCCCACGAAGACGCUUCCCGGAACUCCAACAAAACGACUUUGGAUAAUAGGAUUUCCCCGAGCUCCCAAACCCAGGCCAUCAAACCCAAGCUGUGGUCUCUUGCAGAAAUCGCCACCUCGGACCUUAAGCAUCAGAGCAUGGGGCAAAGCUGUCCCCCACCUGCUUUGACUUCGGCUACCCCUUCCUCCACGUCCCACACUAGUUCGGCUUAUUCCCCUUCUUCCCUCCUCGGAAGACAUAUUUAUUACACUUCGCCCUUUUACAGCAACUACACAAACUAUGGAAACUUUAACGCUCUUCAGAGCCAGGGGAUCCUGAGGUAUAACUCAGCAGCAGUGGCUUCAAACGAGGGAUUGAGUCAGACUGUGUUAAAUACUAGCUCUGUUCCCAAGCAGAGCAGUGACUCUUUGAAAACGAGCACUAACCAGCUGGAGCCACAUUACAGGCCCUCUAGUUAUGAGCCUAAGAAAGAUUCCACUGAAGUCUGCACAGUAGGAGUACAACCCUACCUAUAGAAGUGCAAUCAGACAGAAUGUGAGUAGGUGUCACAAUUGCUUUGAAAAAAAGUCAGCAAGCCAUCAUCUCUCCCUGAGCUAAUAUAUAGAACAAAUCUCUAAAUCUGGAAUCACAUCUUGUGCCACUGUAUAAAAGAAGAACCCACAGAGCACUAUUAAAUCUACAGACUCUAAUUCUUAAAAACAGAAUUUUGUUGGACAUAUGUGAGUUUGUUGGUCUAGUAUAGUUUCCCCAAUGUAUGUGUGACUUUUGAAAACAAUCUGUUUUUCUCAGGAUAUCUUGAAUUGAUCACUUCAUUGCCACGGUAUAUAUUCUCUAGGUGUGAUAGGAUUUACUGUAAAAUUUAUUUGUAAAAGAUGUACACAGUAGAGAUAAUAAAAUGUGAUUGAAGAACUUGAGUACUUAAAAAAGUGGAAACAAAUUUGAUAUUUAUUUUUGUAAUGAUAUAAAGCUUCUAGUAAUUUAUGCAAGUUGUAUUGCAAUGGAAUCCGAUCUUUUUGUAAAUAAAUUCUGCCUGGUUUUUAUUUGAAACGUUGAUGGUUAUACAAUCUUUGUUGGUUGUCUAACAAGAAUUCUUUACUAAUUUAUAUCUUUAAUUGUAAAUAAAAACAGACUAGUCUGCAA
Molecule: messenger RNA, 2357 nt
Organism: Phascolarctos cinereus (koala)
Lineage: Eukaryota; Metazoa; Chordata; Mammalia; Diprotodontia; Phascolarctidae
Gene: IRX2
Product: iroquois homeobox 2
Biological process (GO): cell development; regulation of transcription by RNA polymerase II; neuron differentiation
Cellular component (GO): nucleus
Molecular function (GO): RNA polymerase II cis-regulatory region sequence-specific DNA binding; DNA-binding transcription factor activity, RNA polymerase II-specific
Source: RefSeq, a predicted model, not a curated record